Perkinsus marinus ATCC 50983 is the source of this 1152-nucleotide messenger RNA. Its product is annotated as apicomplexan-conserved protein, putative. The transcript is spliced from 8 exons. The record is from RefSeq and is a predicted model, not a curated record. Lineage: Eukaryota; Perkinsozoa; Perkinsida; Perkinsidae. Bases 1 to 1020 code for a protein of 339 amino acids.
AUGCCCUCUGUUGGUAACGUGACUGAUGCCGUCUCUCGCGACAGAGCCUGCAGUAGUGCACCAGUGCCAGCGCCCUCCUCUGCAGUGGAGCAGAGGAAGAGGAGCCUUGAUCAGAGGUUAACGAGAACAGUUCCUGAGGGCGACUUUCCACUCGAUGUUGGAGCUAAGUCUGGGCGGUGCCUGACAGAGGAGGAAAAGGAGAAACGCAGCAGGAGGAACGUAAGCGCCGUGGACUCGACCUUCACCGGUUCCACAACGAGCUGCGACAGCGAUGAAGACUCUUCCAUUGUGAGUGCGUUUGCCGGCACUUGCAAGGAGGAUACUCUUAUCAUCUUCGACUGGGACGAUACCAUCCUUCCCACUCGUUUCCUCACCGUUGAAUGUGGACUCAGAGUUGAUGGCCCCGAUCCUGAUAACGAGCUGCGGAAGAUACUUGACGCUUACGCUCAGCUCGCUAAUGCAACGUUAUUGGCCGCAAUGGAACUGGGUACUGUCAUGAUCGUUACCAACGCCGAGACUGGUUGGUUGCCUCUCACCUGUGCUAAGUUUCUCCCGUCAAUGCUGCCAACUGUGAAUAUGAUUUAUCACACCUCAGCUCGAAGCACCUUCGAGCCUAGAGGAUUCGCGUCGGCAUUUGAGUGGAAGGAGCAAGCAUUUCGCCACGCUAUAGCCUCACACUUUGCGGAUGUGCCGUCGUUGCCUGGGCGUCGCCGCUGUGUUAUAUCCCUCGGUGACUCUGCCCAUGAGCGGAUGGCUGCGAUAUAUGCUUGCCGUGAGUUCAACGAACAGUCCAUGAUAGAUUCCUCAUCACCAGCCGGGUUACUCUGCAAGAGCCUUAAAUUCAUGGAACGCCCGGAUCUGGAACAUCUACGGAAGGAACAAUACCUCAUACAAGAUUGUUUAACGCAAGUUGUACGCUACGACCAGGAUCUAGAUCUGUGCAUUCAACCCCAACAAUGUCUAGCCAAGGACGACAUCCACGGCAAUCAGAGCAGCCGAAUGCAGCCGCAGCAUUAUUAAUUCGCUUACAGUAGCUCUAUGCAAACCGUCGUUUUCCAUGAGUGCGAUAAUGAUCACAGUAAACUAUCUUGUGUACAAGUCCCUCACUGCAUUGUGUCGCGAACUUCUGUACAUUUGCUGCUAUGUAAGCUC